This is a messenger RNA of Tetrahymena thermophila SB210, 909 nucleotides long. RefSeq lists its product as hypothetical. NCBI's taxonomy places the organism in Eukaryota, Ciliophora, Oligohymenophorea, Hymenostomatida, Tetrahymenidae. The transcript is spliced from 4 exons. The record is from RefSeq and is a predicted model, not a curated record.
AAAAUAUCAGAUGAUUCUUUUCAGCUGAAUUGUUGUUAUUUAUAUUUGAAAUAAUUAAUUUAUACAGAAAAAAAAAUAAAAAUUAAAAAAUAAAAAAGAAAAAUGAACUACAAUUAAUAAAACUAUUAAUAUCCUUAUCUAUCACAGUAAGAUAUAAAGAGAGAAGAAUAAGGUAUAAUCCAACCAAACUAGCAAUAUAAUUUCCCUCCUCAAAUGUAUUCAGGAAAUUAUCAAAUACAUUAUGAAUCACAGUCAAAAUGGUAAACAUCUUAAAACAGAUAAGGUACAUUAAGCUAUAAAGUUUGUUAAUACUUACCAGUUGUUAAAGAUGAGAAGUAAAGAAAAGAAUUCUAGGAAAUUUUUUUAGAUAUCCUUCAAAGGGUCAGCAGCGAGAAGGAUUUUUAUAAAUAACUGUAUCGAGAAAAUAAAAAUCUUGCCAGCAGAUACUACAAAUGGAGAAGAAGAUAGAGAAUUAAUGUUAAAAAAGCCAAGCAUCUAAUUGAAAUAGACUCUUUAACAAAUGAACAAUCUCAGGACUAAUAAGAUAUAAUUUAACCUAAUCAAAAUGAAAUUAAAAAUUUUGAAUCAUCUACAAACUAUGACCAUCAAUCAUAUAGCAUUAACAGAUUUAAUGAAGAGAUGUCUUACUAAUAUACAAGUAAUAUGUAAUCUAGACAAAAUUGUUAUUCAACACAGCAAGUUGAGCACAAUAUUAAAGUUGAUUUAAGCAGUAUAGAUUCCAAUAAAUCUGAAUAAAUAGAUUUACUUUUAAAGAAAAUAGAAGAUUAAAACUCUAAUUUAGCUGAUUUUACAUAGGGCUAUAUCUUAAAUAUACGUUAAACGUAUCAAACCUUAAAUGAUGUCAUCAAGAGAAUCAACCACAAGAAUAAAUAAUUAAAAGAACUUUGA